Lotus japonicus is the source of this 468-nucleotide messenger RNA. RefSeq names its product secreted RxLR effector protein 161-like. NCBI's taxonomy places the organism in Eukaryota, Viridiplantae, Streptophyta, Magnoliopsida, Fabales, Fabaceae. The transcript has a single exon. The record is from RefSeq and is a predicted model, not a curated record. The coding region runs from base 1 to 468 and encodes 155 amino acids.
AUGAUUGGUAGUCUUCCAUAUCUUACAGCAAGCAGGCCAGAUAUCACCUUUGUUGUUGGUGUGUGUGCUAGGUAUCAAGCUGAACCAAAAGCUAGCCAUCUUGUGCAAUUCAAACGAAUCAUCAAGUAUGUAAAUGGAACUAGUGACUAUGGCAUCCUCUACUCACAUGAUCCAAAUUCCAUGUUGAUAGGCUAUUGUGAUGCUGAUUGGGCUGGCAGUGCUGAUGAUAGGAAGAGCACAUCUGGAGGUUGUUUCUUCCUUGGUGGAAAUCUUAUCUCAUGGUUUAGUAAGAAGCAGAAUAGUGUGUCCUUGUCUACUACUGAGGCUGAAUACAUAGCUGCUGGGAGUAGCUGUCCUCAACAAAUCUGGAUGAAGCAAAUGCCAAAGGAGUACAAUGUCCCAAAAGAUGUCCUGACAUUGUAUUGUAAUAAUUUGGGUACUAUUAACAUCUCUAAGAAUCCUAUAUAG